GGGAAACUGUUCGGGGUCUCGCAGACCCAUCCUUUCACAAGAUGGGUUCAAUGGCAAAAAAUGAGCUGUAUACGACCUCAUUUGCCUUCUUUGAGGCACUUUGGGAGGCGGGCAUCACCCAUGUCUUUGUCAAUCUAGGCUCCGACCACCCUUCAAUCAUGGAGGCAAUGGCCAAGGGUAAAAAGGAACUGGGAGACAAAUUUCCACGAGUCAUCACAUGUCCGAACGAGAUGGUCGCCCUUUCCAUGGCAGACGGCUACGCACGAUACUCCGGAAAACCUCAGUGUGUCAUUGUCCACGUCGACGUCGGUACCCAAGGCCUGGCUGCCGCAGUCCACAAUGCCUCUUGCGGGAGAGCUCCUGUCCUGAUAUUCGCCGGCCUAUCGCCCUAUACCAUCGAAGGCGAGUAUCGAGGUUCGAGAACAGAGUACAUCCACUGGAUCCAAGAUGUCCCAGAUCAAAAGAAGAUUGUGGAGCAAUACUGCAGAUACACCGGAGAAAUUAAAGGCGGAAGAAAUGUCAAACAAAUGGUCAAUCGUGCCCUUCAAUGGGCGACCAGCGAUCCACAAGGACCUGUCUAUUUGUACGGCGCACGCGAACCAAUGGAGGAAGAUAUCGUACCAUACCAUCUGGAUCAGACGCAGUGGCAAAGUGUUGCACCCGCUGCCCUGCCAGUAGACGGUGUCAAGCUCAUUGCCGAUCACCUCCUGGCAGCACAAGAGCCCUUGAUGAUUGUUGGUUACACCGGCCGGAACGCAGAAUCUGUCAAUCUUGCCGUCCAGCUCGCCGACAAGAUUCCAGGCCUCCGAGUUCUGGAUACUGGCGGAUCUGACAUGUGUUUCCCCGCGAAUCACCCAGCUUCCUUGGGCCUUCGCUACAGCUCUGACCCGGCCAUCAAAACCGCAGACUUUAUCCUUGUCGUCGAUUGUGAUGUUCCCUGGAUUCCCACACAGUGCAAGCCUCGUGCUGAUGCCAAGAUCAUCCACGUCGACGUCGACGUCCUGAAACAGCAGAUGCCUGUCUUCUACAUCCCAGCCUUCGCUCGUUUCAAGGCCGACUCCGCGACCGCAUUCUCCCAGAUCAACCAAUAUCUCGAGUCACAGACAGACCUGGCAGCCAGAUUAUCUAGCGACGCAUACAAGACGGCAUCAGAACAGAGGAAAGCGUCGCAUGAAAAACGAUGGGGAGAGUUCAAAGAGCUUGCCAAAAUUCCUUCUGAUCCCAAGAACAGCUCCAUCGACCCUCAUAUUCUUGGAGGACAGAUCCGAAAGUUGGUCCCAGAGGACACAAUUUUCGCUGUCGAGGCAGUCACGCUGUCGUUGUUCAUUAGUGAUCAGAUUGCUGCCAUCCUACCCAAGUCUUGGAUCAACUGUGGAGGCGGCGGUCUUGGCUGGUCUGGUGGUGGUGCGCUAGGAAUCAAACUCGCCACAGACUUCGAGAACAGGAACCCGCAAGCCGGUGACAAAUUCGGAACCGGCAAGGGCAAAUUCGUCACUCAGAUUGUGGGAGAUGGUACCUACCUUUUCUCCGUACCCGGAUCUGUAUACUGGAUUGCCCAAAGAUACAGCAUUCCGGUCCUGACCGUCGUCCUCAACAACAAGGGCUGGAAUGCACCACGGCGGUCGAUGCUUCUUGUUCACCCCGAUGGCGAGGGAAGCAAGGUGGACAACAAGGAACUGAACAUCAGCUUCGACCCAACACCAAACUAUGCCGGCAUUGCCAAAGCAGCAACCGGUGACAAGGCUUGGGCAGGACAGGUGAGCAAUGUUGCCGAGUUGCUCGAGGAAUUACCAAAAGCCAUUGAGGCCGUCCAGAGUGGCAGGUGUGCUAUCUUGGAGGUCAAACUCGGCGUAGAUCUGGCCAAAGAGCGGGCAGCCAAUGUCGAUGAUGUAGCAACGUCGAGUGGAUGAUAGAUUUGCAUUGAACAAAACGAAAUACGCGCCUAGAUACAUAUGUAUACAUAUUGG
Molecule: messenger RNA, 1967 nt
Organism: Exophiala mesophila
Lineage: Eukaryota; Fungi; Ascomycota; Eurotiomycetes; Chaetothyriales; Herpotrichiellaceae
Exons: 4
Coding region: 42-1910 (622 amino acids)
Biological process (GO): L-valine biosynthetic process
Cellular component (GO): acetolactate synthase complex; mitochondrion
Molecular function (GO): flavin adenine dinucleotide binding; thiamine pyrophosphate binding; magnesium ion binding
Source: RefSeq, a predicted model, not a curated record